AUGAGUUUUAACGAUGUAUAUCACGGUGAGUUGAUAAUUUUUCAUUUAAAAAUGUUAAAUAUUCGUUUACAGAUUAUAUUCAAGAUAUAACAAUGAGUGUUGGAAGAAGGUUUAUGCCGACAAAAGAAAUAUCAGUGGAAGAUGUGAUUUUACCGAGACAAUUAGUUUUUGCUGAAUUAGACUAUAAUUUUGAAGCUGAAAAUCGAGCAAGAGAAGCUUUUGAAAACCAUAACGAGAAACCACCUCCAGCGAUUCCAAAACGAACAAUGUCAAAGCCUUCAACACCUCUUCCAGAAAAUGCCGAAACAAAAACAAGUUUGACUCAGGUGAAUAAUGAAUAUUUUGAUUUUAUUCAUCUUUUGCUAUUUCAGGAAGUUCUUGUUCCACAACCGCAUCCAAGAAAAAGUGUAUCUCCUUCUCAACAACAAACAAAUCAAAACUCUUCUUCAUCUCAAAAUCCAACAACAAGUUCACAUUCUUUUGUUGAUUUUGAAGCACACUCUACAGUUUUUGAUGAUCUUGAAUUAUCAGCUCUUGAUGAAAAGAAAGCACUUCAGGAGAUAUUAAUGCCAACCAACAAUAAUGUUGUCAAAUCUGAAACACCUCCUGUGCCUCCUAGAAAAAUUUCUCAAAAUGUUGUGUCAGGUUUGUUUAUUGGAUAUUUUCUUUGUUUGUGGAACGAUGAUUCAAAACUAUUCAUUAGGUCGUUCUCGAUGGUCUUCUUAUCUAAUUCUGUUGAAAUAUUUGGUGUUUGAGCAUGUGAUAAUACUUUUAUCACAAAACGAUUGAAACAAAAAAAAUAAUGUUUAAACAUUUCAGAUUCGAACAAACAAGCAAAUGGAACCAAACAAAAAGACGAAGAUUUGAAAAAUCGUUUACAUGGAAAAGGUUAUCGAUCUGAUAUUAUUGAAUUAUGCAUACAAAAAUUGCCACGAAAUCGCUUUGUACAUGUAAGCAAAUAUAUUUUUGAGCAUAACUUGGAUGCCUUAUAUUUUCAGAUUGAGUAUUACAUGAAAGCAUGUAGAACAAUCGAAAAAACUGGAAAAUCAUCUAUAGAAGCUUCUUUGGACUUUUUGAUCGAUAGCCAAGUAACUGAUAAACAGGUGAGUAAGAGGAAUUAAAAUCACAUAAGGGUUUUUGAAUUGGAAUUCAAUUUCUAAAUUUUUAUUUCUAGAAAUUCGAAAUCUUUCUGAAAAGUUUAUUCUCGAGCAACUCUGCUAUGACUCUUACGAAAAGUUAGAAGAAAACGUGAACUGUACAUUAAUGUAUAGAACUUUAAACUGGAAAAAUUCUAUUCUUCAUUCGGAAAUUAAUUUCUCAAUUAUUUGUUGAAUUUUAUAGAUUUCUCUCACGUCCAUAAUUUUUUUUUUUAGUUUUCGAAAAUGCAUGGAAAAAACUCUUAAGUACGAAUAAUCUCCUCCCAGAACAAAAUUUCAACUAUUUAAUUUUUUCAGCUCAUCCUCAAAUAUUCGGAAACAAGUGCUCAUUUACUAAAAAUGGGUUUCACGGAAGAAUGUUCAUACCGUGUGACAAUUGAAGAACAAGCCGAUAUGAAAAGAGCUGUGGAUAAAGCAUUAUUGUCAUGA
Messenger RNA from Caenorhabditis angaria, 1586 nucleotides. The record is from the annotation of a GenBank genome assembly. Lineage: Eukaryota; Metazoa; Nematoda; Chromadorea; Rhabditida; Rhabditidae.